UUUAAAAUAUCAUAACUUUUUCAUUUUUGACACUUACGUUUCAAUGGCAUGCAACCCUGCAUUGGCAUGAUGUUGCAACACUGAUGUGUACUGUGUGUACCCAUUUGUCAAUUUUUCGCAACGGCACAGCAGCGAUAGCGACGGUGGUUCUUAUACAAUUUUUAAUGUUAAUUCUAGCAAUAAAUCUUGCAAGAAAAUAGUUGGAAAACUGUGAAAAACGUGCAAACGCUGCUUGCUAUAAGCGCAAAAAGUUCCAUGCAGCGAGGGAAACGUUCAGAUCGGCUUUUUUGCGUGUGAGUGAGAAAUUAAAAUGUGGAAUAUGAUGUGCGACGUAAUGCCAACUAUUUCGGAGGAUAGCAUCUCCCAGCGAUCCUCACAAUUUAGCGGCGAAGAUGCCAAUUUCGAGCAGCUAAUGGUGUCCAUGUUGGACGAACGUGACAAAUUAAUGGACAGUUUGCGUGAGGCACAGGAGAGGCUCAGUGAAUCGGAAGUAAAAUUGCAUGAUGUGGAAAAAGAGCGUGACAGCUUACAGCGGCAGAUAAAUGCCAAUUUACCUCAAGAAUUCGCAACUUUAACUAAGGAACUUACACAGGCGCGCGAAACGCUGCUUGAGCGUGAUGAAGAAAUAGGCGAGCUGAAGGCUGAACGGAACAAUACACGGUUACUUCUGGAGCACUUGGAAUGUUUGGUGGCGCGACACGAACGUUCUUUGCGCAUGACGGUCGUGAAACGGCAGGCAGCUGCUCAAAGCGGCGUAUCCAGUGAAGUAGAAGUACUAAAAGCAUUAAAGAGUCUAUUUGAACAUCAUAAAGCGUUGGAUGAAAAAGUGCGUGAACGUCUGCGCUUAUCAAUCGAAAAGAAUAAUUCACUCGAAGAGGAAUUAAACGCAACCAAAGAAGAGCUUCAGCAAUAUAAAACUGGUGCAAUACAAGCCAAUCGUGAUGCUAGCAAUGAGAAUGGUGUGAAUGAGAGGGCCGGUAGCGGUCUGAAUGGCGAUUCGAAUGAAGCAAACGAUUAUGCUGCAAAAACGCAUGAGCUGCAAACAAUAAUCGAAAAACAAACCGCGGAACUAUCGCAAUGGCAACGGCGAGUUUCAGAUUUGAACAACAAAAUUUGCGAAUUGGAGGAGAAUUUAAGUAGAACUCAAAAAGAAUUGUGCAAGUCGCAGGAGCAAUGUUCGAAAUUGCAAAGAGAUUUGCGAGAAAAUGUUGCACAGAAGGAAGAUCAGGAAGAACGUAUCGCUACCCUGGAGAAACGGUACUUGAACGCUCAACGUGAAUCGACGUCAUUGCAUGAUUUGAAUGAGAAGCUGGAGCAAGAAUUGCGCCAUAAAGAAGCACAAAUUAAGUUACAUGAAGAGAAGAUUUGCGCAAUCGAAGAAAAAUUGGAGUUGUCUGAACAAAAGUUAGCUCAGCAGGCAAAAUUACAGCCUGACAUGGAAGAGCAACUUAAAGCUCGCAUGGAAGCUUUGACAAAGGUAGGAAAUAAGGCACAGGAACGCCAUGGUUCAGCAGAAGAUCGCAUACAGCGUCUAGAGGCCAAUUUGGACGAGAAGAACGCAGAGGUUUUAAGACUGAACCAAAGAUUAAAAAUGAACGAAGAGCACAAUUUAAGGUUGUCGUCCACUGUGGACAAACUGCUUUCCGAAUCGAACGAGCGGUUGCAAGUACAUUUGAAAGAGCGUAUGCAUGCACUAGACGAGAAGAAUACACUUUCACAAGAGUUGGAGAAGGCGCGUAAAAUGGCUGAGGAAUUACACCAUCAGAAGGGUGAAAUUAUGAAGGAAUUAUCGAAGACACGCCUGGAAAUUGAGAAUUUCAAGCGCCAGCUUUUGCAGCAAGAGAUUGCCUAUAAUAUACAGCAAACGGAAGCAUUAACACGCAGUCUAUCGCCAAGCAGCGUGGUCGACGGCGGUGCCUUCUCGCGCAGCACCUCGCAUGCCAGUUUCGAUACGCAUUCGUUGCGGCGUAGCAAAUCGCGCAUGCAAGAAGAGGCGAACAUAGCACGUUCUAUGGCCGAGCAGGAAUGGGAAAAUCUGCAACAGGCACACGCCCAACAAGCGUACGAAAUGUCUGCCGCGGUAGCGGCUGCAGCAGCUGUCGAAUGCGAAGAUAGCGAGGCUGCGGCGGCUGCUGCUAUGUUUGCCGCCUCCGAUAUAAUGUCCCCAUCUGGGCAUGCGGACGCUCAAACACUCGCCAUGAUGUUGCAAGAGCAAUUGGAUGCCAUUAAUAAUGAGAUUCGUUUGAUACAAGAGGAGAAACAAUCAACAGAGGCGCGCGCGGAAGAGUUGGAAUCACGUGUGGGUAGUUUGGAACAUGUAAAUUUGUUGGCGCGCGGCCGAUCAAUGGAUCGUCAAAGUCCACCUAUGAGUGGGCGUAGCACACCGAAUAGCCCAAAUAGAGAUUUCUUACAGAAGUAUCAUACGUUAAAUCUGCCUGUUUUGUCGAGCGAUAUGUCGCGCGAUGAUAUUCAUGGCAUGUCUGCUGCUGGCGAUUCGAGUUCAGGCGGUGCCGCAUCGCCACUCACCGCUAGAUCGAUGCGACUUGAGCGUGUUGCGCAGGCGUUGGCACACAGCCAAGAGGAAUUACGACGACGUUCGGUGGGCAUAUCACCAAAUCACGGUGUCGAUCACUCAAGUCAUGUGGCCUUGCCACAACUUAGUAACUACGGCCUUUCGCCGUUAAGUUCGCGUUAUGGCAGUCAGGAAUCGCUGAGUCGUCACUACAAUACAAUGGGCUCAAUGACAAUGCUGCAAACACCUACCACCAGUGUGGGACGUGACGUCGCUUCAGCGGUGCAAAAGAAAAAGGGUAUCAAAUCGAGUUUAGGCCGAUUUUUCAGCAAGAAAGAUAAAGUGAAAGGUGUUAAAGAUACGCUGCCUGAUGGUUCGACCAGCAUGAUGUCCAUUGGCAAUUUGUCGAUUGGUCUAAGUGAAGGUGAAUCGAAUUAUGAUGUAAUGAGCGUAACUGGUGGUAUGGUGCCGCGCAUGAGUAGCAUGCCAGGAUCGAAAAUUUCCUCAGUGGAUUAUGGAAGGCAGAAAAAGGAUCACGACUAUAGAAAUGAUUUACUUGGUGAAGCGAUGAAAGCCGGCACACCGUUUGCUUUAUGGAAUGGUCCCACCAUUGUUGCCUGGCUGGAGCUGUGGGUUGGCAUGCCAGCAUGGUAUGUUGCAGCUUGUAGAGCAAAUGUUAAAUCGGGUGCCAUUAUGAGUGCAUUGAGUGACACGGAAAUACAGCGGGAAAUAGGCAUUAGCAAUCCACUGCAUAGACUUAAACUUCGCCUUGCCAUACAAGAAAUGGUUUCAUUAACUUCGCCAUCAGCGCCUCAAACGUCACGUACAACAUUGGCUUUUGGUGACAUGAAUCACGAAUGGAUCGGCAAUUAUUGGUUGCCUGGUCUGGGCCUCCCGCAAUAUCGUACCACGUUCAUGGAAUGUUUGGUAGAUGCGCGCAUGUUAGAUCAUCUAACGAAAAAAGAUUUGCGCGGUCAACUUAAAAUGGUGGAUAGUUUCCAUCGUACUAGUCUGCAAUAUGGAAUUUCGUGUUUGAAGAGGCUCAACUAUGAUCGCAGUGAGUUAGAGCAUAGACGUAAAAUGUCGGAAAACGGGCUCUGCGAUGUGCUAGUGUGGAGCAACGAUCGCGUUAUACGCUGGGUAUGCAGCAUUGGAUUAAAGGAAUAUGCAAAUAAUUUACUUGAGUCAGGCGUACAUGGCGCCCUUGUUGCAUUAGAUGAGGGUUUUGAUUCUAAUGCGAUGGCAUUGGCCUUACAAAUACCAACGCAAAACGCACAAGCACGUCACAAUUUAGAUCAAGAGUUCAAUAAUUUGCUGCAAAUCGCCACAGAUCGAAGGCUCGAAAAUGAACAGCAUAGUAAUUCUUGAUCCGCCUACGGUAUCACGGCCGACAUGGCUGAGGAAUAAAAUAGUAAAUUCAACACAGUAUAAGCAGCAGCGACUGCAAUGCCGCUCACUAGUAAGCCACAUGCAAUGCAACAAACAGUCACUAAUCGCCCUACAUAAACACUUGAUGAAUGAGCGCGUGUGCUAGCAAACAUACAUGCACACACAGAUGCGUACAUACUUAGAUGAGCGCUGCCGCAUGGCGCUUGCUAAACGUAAAUGUGUAAACAAAAGAACAAUAUCCAGUAUAGUAAAUUACCGAAUUUCAUACAUCUACAUAUACAAAUCAGUUGAUAAAGUCUCAUGUGUUGCAAUGAUAUGCCGUGAUCCAGUUGUGUGUACGCUAAAUGUUUUUUGGUAAUCAUAUUUCCUUUUUUAUUAAGCGUCUCAAAUCUAAACAGAAAAACAGAACAUUCAUACAUAUACUUACAAAUAAGUAUUCUAACGAAAUUCAUAUACAAACAUAUAACCAUAUUAAGAGGCACAAUGUAAAGAAAGCGAAAACGGUAAAGAAAAGUAAGUGGAAAUCUUGUGGUCAAUGCUAAAGUAAAAAGCCGAGUGCAGUCCGGGCCCAAUAACAGGUAUAUGCGGACAAGACAUAACUAUAAAUUACUUAAAUACAAACACACAUACACUAACACAUAUGAUACAUGAUUGCUUGAAAUGUUUUGCCACUUUGCAAGCAAAAAAGAUCAAGUUCAAUGCAUGCAUAAUAACGAGCUCAAAAUCAUUUUUUACUUAUAUACAUUUUAUUAUGUUCAAUUUGCAUUGAAGAGUUCAAAAACAAUAUUAAGUAUAACAGCGUUAACAUUUUUUACAACGGUUAUUUAAUUCCUAUUCCAAUUUUUACUGCCUGAAUAAUAAUUAAAACCUUUUUUUUUCAUAUUUUCUAAGUUUAAAAAGUAAAACACUAAUGGCCUUAUUCAUAAAAUGUAAAGUAUUAAUGAAAUGCUUUAUAAUAUAACAUAUCCAUAAAACUGUUUAUUUAUAAAGCAUUUUAAAAGAAUACAAUUUUUUAUUUAUUUGGCCGUUGCAGUGUUGAAAAGUGUAUACAUAUGUCAAAAAUGUAUGUAUUUGUUAAAACCACUCCAACUUCAGCUUAAACUUUUCUCUCAACUAGCAUGCGCUAUUUUCUGCCUUGUAGACUCACUUUAUUGCAGCGACGGCUAGAGAGAGCUUUUAAGCUGCGCGCGCUCAUAUGAAAUCUAUAGGAAGCUUGGGCAUGAGCGUUGAUGGGCACCGUGUUUCCAGCGUUACAAGCUUUCUAUAUAUAUAUUUUAUAUAGACUUCUACAGACUAAAAGCGCGCUCUGCCAAAUACAGAUCAUGAGUAUUGAUAGCGUUAUUGUUUUGCUCUCCUUUUCUCUCUUUCUCUAAACACUUGCAUGCUUGCUCAAGAAAAUUCUUUUUUAAGUUAGUUAAAUGGCCUUUUUCCCACAUACAUUCAAUUUCAUAUAAUCAUUCGUUCCAAUAAAAAAAAAAAA
Messenger RNA from Rhagoletis zephyria (snowberry fruit fly), 5381 nucleotides. It is a transcript of the gene Liprin-alpha, whose product is annotated as PTPRF interacting protein alpha. Gene Ontology annotation, biological process: synapse organization. Lineage: Eukaryota; Metazoa; Arthropoda; Insecta; Diptera; Tephritidae. The record is from RefSeq and is a predicted model, not a curated record. Gene Ontology annotation, cellular component: presynaptic active zone. Gene Ontology annotation, molecular function: protein binding.